AUGGCUGUUGGGACAAUUGUCUGUGCUUCACUUUGGUCAGAGUUUACCGCCUAUGAGCAAAGUGAUGAGCGAUAUAAUGAAUUGUCGCCAAAGAUGAAAUCCCCCACGUCAUGCCCUCUAUUUCCAAGGCAUGACAUGGAUGGAAGAAGGAAAUCGCUGGGACCAGCUCACCUCCGCUUAUCUGACCCAAGGACUAAGAAGGCUGUUGAACUUAACUAA
Ilex paraguariensis (yerba mate) is the source of this 219-nucleotide messenger RNA. The record is from the annotation of a GenBank genome assembly. NCBI's taxonomy places the organism in Eukaryota, Viridiplantae, Streptophyta, Magnoliopsida, Aquifoliales, Aquifoliaceae.